Salvia miltiorrhiza (redroot sage) is the source of this 1980-nucleotide messenger RNA. RefSeq names its product receptor kinase-like protein Xa21. The coding region runs from base 1 to 1980 and encodes 659 amino acids. The record is from RefSeq and is a predicted model, not a curated record. Gene Ontology annotation, cellular component: plasma membrane. The transcript has a single exon. Gene Ontology annotation, molecular function: protein binding. Lineage: Eukaryota; Viridiplantae; Streptophyta; Magnoliopsida; Lamiales; Lamiaceae.
AUGGCAAAUCUCAUCACUCUCCUCCCUCUCUUCAUAUUUUUCUCUCUUAUCAUCUCACCACCACCAGCAACAUCCUUCAACAACCACACCGAUUUUCUCUCGCUGCUCGCCUUCAAAUCCGCCAUCGAUCUCGACCCACUCGGAGCUCUAGCUUCAUGGAACCAGACGACGCAUUUCUGCGAGUGGAACGGGAUCCGAUGCGGCCGGAGACAUCCCGACCGAGUGGUGGGGAUAAACUUGAUGUCCCAAGCACUGGUUGGCUCCCUCUCACCCCACAUAGGUAACCUCUCUCUCCUCAAAUCCAUCUCACUCCACAACAACUCUUUCCAUGGCACCAUCCCUCAACAACUCGGCCACCUCCGGAAGCUCCGGAACCUCGGCUUGAGCAACAACUCCUUCAAUGGUCCAAUACACCAAAAUUUGUCAAGAUGCUCGGAUCUUGUGUACCUUGACUUAUACAACAACGCCCUCUCCGGAUACAUACCACCAGAGCUCGAGCUUCUGCAGAAGCUCGAGCUCCUGGCGCUGUCCAUGAACCGCCUCUCUGGCCCAUUCCCACCAUCACUAGGGAAUUUGACAUCUCUAGAGAAAAUCUCUUUAGCUGUGUGCCAAUUUCAUGGUGAAAUCCCAGAAUCAUUCACCAGGCUCAAGAGCUUGAAAUUCCUCCAGUUUGCUGCAAACAAUCUCACUGGCACCAUUCCCAUUGGCCUAUUCAAUAUGUCUCAACUUUUCCAUUUUGCAGUUGAUACUAAUCAUCUUCAAGGAACAAUCCCCUCCUACAUAGGAUAUACUCUGCCUAAACUCCAGUAUCUCAUUUUGGCACAAAACAGAUUCGCUGGCCCUCUUCCUCUCUCCCUCUCAAACCUUUCCAACUUGAUAUACCUCGAAAUGCCCAUUAAUGGCUUCACGGGAAGAAUCCCACAACUUGGGAGAUGUUCAAAUCUUGUAAGCUUCAGUCUCGGAUACAAUCUUCUUCGAGAUGACGCCUCUUUCAUUUCAUCAUUCACAAACUGCACAAACCUAGAGAUACUGGUAGUUAUUUCCAACAUGAUAACCGGUUCAUUGCCCAACUCCAUUUCCAAUCUUUCCACUCACCUUAGCCUCCUACAUCUCGGGGACAACGAAAUUCACGGCGACAUUCCUCCGGCUAUCGAAAACCUCGUCGGCCUCAACGCCAUUUAUCUUCAUCGCAAUUAUCUAGAGGGCCCGAUUCCUGAGGGUAUUGGGAAGCUUAGUAACUUGUUUGUGUUUCAUGUAUAUCUAAACAGACUCACCAAGGCUCUGCCGCAUUCAAUAGGAAACCUCACUUCCUUAACUGUGUUGUUCUUGGAUCAUAACAACUUUUUGGGGAACUUACCUUUGAGCCUUGCCAACCUCACCAAUUUGAUAGAUCUUGAUCUCUCCUACAACGAUUUCAGUGGUGUCAUACCUCCGCAAAUCGUGGAGAGCCUCGCCUCCGUUGCUAUCACGCUUGAUCUCAACAACAAUCACUUUGAAGGGUCGAUUCCACAGGAAGUUGGUUCUCUGACAAACCUCGCCUUGCUGGCGUUGUCCGAGAACAGAUUCUCCGGUCAGAUUCCGCUCUCAUUGGCCAGAUGUGCAGUAUUGCAGCGCCUCUACCUGCAGGGGAAUCUAUUACAAGGAGAGAUUCCCUCGGCAUUGUCUGCUUUGGCGGCUCUACAAGACUUGGAUCUUUCGCGGAAUAAUCUCUCCGGUUCAAUCCCGAGAUCCCUCGAGAAGUUGAAGCUCGGAUACUUGAACCUCUCGUUCAAUGCGCUGGCGGGGGAGGUCCCAAGAGCCGGGGCUUUCGCGAACCAGACCGCGGUUUUCCUCGAUGGAAACCCGCGGUUGUGUGGCGGCGUGCGCGAGCUGAAUCUUCCGCCCUGCCCUCGGGUGGAAUCCAGUCGAAAAAACAAGAAUCAUCGCUCUACUCUGGUGAUAAAACUCCUGAUCCCGCUGCUGGCGGGUCAGGAGUUUUAG